CUGUCUAUGUUUGUCAUUUUAAACAAGAGACUAUUUCAUGUUAACUGAAGCAAUAUGUAUUUUACUAAAUGUAUCUUGACAGGCUUCUUUUAUCAUUGGUCAUGCAAUCAUUCGUAAAACGUAGCAAGUCGUACAGUUGCUUGUUUCGCCGCUUCAAAGAACGAAUAACAAUAAACAUGAUUUUCUUUUUGUUUUUUUCUUUAUCGUCAUGGUAGACUAUCAACAAGAAAUAACAGAUUUGCUAGCAUAUUGCCAAAAUGAAUGGGUGAAUUUGGAAAUUAUGACUAAACAAAAGAAAUCAACGCCCUCUAUACAACUUGCUGCACAAGAUCUACGUGAAGGAAUCAAGCAACUAGUUCAACUUCAAGACAAUCUUGACGAAAUCGAGCAUGUUGUUGACAAUAAAGAAUGGAGUAAACGAGCAGAUAUUAUCUUAUACGAUGUAAAGACAAAACUACAGCAUGCUACUCACUUAACUACCAAUAUUAAACCAAUGACAAGUCAGUCCUCACCGUUGAGACUAUCAAAUACAUUCAAGAAGGCAAAUGAAAGCAUUUCGGACAUCAAAGAAGAAGACGAGGAAGAAGAAGACGACGACGAGUUUUUGGAUGCUUCUGAUCAAGCCAAUGUACCUGAAAGAAGCAGUAAACUACUCUUGAAAAUUGAACCAGAAGCAUCAAUUGAUGUAAUGACAUCACCUUCACCUAUCUCGAAUCAACAAAAGGAAUCUUCUCGACCCACUUUUGGUCGACGAUCUGUGAUUUUAACUGAAGAUACAAAUCUUGAAAAAAAGCCCAAAACAAGCUUAUUUCCUUUACUGAAAGGCCUAAGAACGUCUCAGUCUACACCUGUAAAUUACAGUGCACCUGUUCAUAUUAAUUUUUUCAAAGACGACAAUGUGCAGAAAGAUGCUAAAGAUUUUAUAUUUGCCACAGAUGCCAUUGUUGAUCAUCCUUUGCGAAUAGGUGUUGGAUAUGGUAGUUAUAUCUGUUAUAGUUGUACCAUUUUAAGCGACAAGGGCGCACCUAUUACAGUCAGAAAGCGAUAUUCUGAUUUUGUUGAUUUAAGAGAAGAAUUGGUUAAACAACAUCCCACAUUAAAAAGAAGCAUACCAAAAUUACCGCCCAAAAAAGUCGUUGGUAAAUUUACCCCAUCUUUUGUUGAACAGCGUAGAAAAGACUUGGAAUAUUUUUUUAAGUAUGUUGUAUUACAUCCAACACUAGGUGCAAGUCCGAUUGUUAGACAUUGGAUUGCACCUUGAUCAAUAAAGAUGUGUCUUUUUAGAAUAUAAAGC
Molecule: messenger RNA, 1294 nt
Organism: Gilbertella persicaria
Lineage: Eukaryota; Fungi; Mucoromycota; Mucoromycetes; Mucorales; Choanephoraceae
Exons: 4
Coding region: 209-1261 (350 amino acids)
Cellular component (GO): endosome
Molecular function (GO): phosphatidylinositol binding
Source: RefSeq, a predicted model, not a curated record